GCAACUUUCAGUUGUCCGCUCACAGCGGUCGAUAGAACACACUGUUGCUUAUUUACCAAACAGUUGACUUCGAAAUAAAUUGUGGAAAUUAAACAGAAUUUAUUUAUUGUAAUUUUGCAACGAAUUGUUGGUGGAGCAAAAAAAAAAAGUAAGGAAAUAUAUUUAUUACUCUUACUUGGCAUUAUUAUAUUGCAAUAUACACCGACGGGCAAGCGUUGUGAAAUAUCAAUAAAGCAUUUGCGAAAGUUUUGUGCCAACAGUAACAACAACAACAACAACAACAACAACAACAACAACAACAACAACACAUAAAUUGUGUAGAAAGCCGACGUCGAGACUGGUUUGUGUUUUAUAGAACUCAGCACAGUAUGCGGCUCUCGAUGUUAUUGUUGUUGGUGGCUUGCGGUAUAAGUGCGAAUGUAUUUGCCACCAAACCGCCAAAAUGGGAUGAGACCUACAUAGCGAAGGGCACACUCUACAUACCAUAUGCUGAGAUCGCCGAACCAUUCUACGCUUGGUAUGACAAGCAAACCAAACGUUCACGUAUCGAUUAUUACGGUGGCAUGGUGAAGACUUAUCAGCUAGGCAGUGUUAUGCCUUACGGUACAUCACUCAAAUUGGCACCGGUGACCACGGAACAGGAGUUGAAUAAGAUCACAUGUUUGCAAUUGAAUGGCACCGCAGAGAAUCGUGUGGGCAUACAAACUAUACUACCGGAUGCGAGGAACUUUACGCUCUUGGGCACCGAAAAUUUCUUGGGUUUCACUUGUGAUAAAUUCCGUUUGGAUGAGGUGAUCGGACAAAAGCGUAAUGUGUACACCUUGUGGGUGCGUUACAAGAAAUCACCCCACUAUCCGGCGUCACGUCAACCGAUACCUGUGCGUUAUGAGAUGCGUGGCUAUAAUUCACUGUUGGGUUCACAUUUCGAUCAUUACUUCUUGGAUUACGACAGUUAUGAGCAUGAUGAUAUACCAAAUGAGGUCUUCGAAUUGGAUGAUACAAUGGUCUGCGUACCCUUCCCCGGUCCGGGUGCCGGUCACUAUGCCACUUUCAAUCCAAUGCAAGAAUUCGUCCAUCCCGCUGUGGAUCAUCAUGUUGAGCACUCUUUCAAUCACUUCAAGCGCAAGCAUGGCAUUAAAUAUCCAUCCGAUAGUGAGCAUGAAUAUCGCAAGAAUGUUUUCAGACAAAAUUUACGUUUCAUCAACUCGAAGAAUCGUGCGCGUUUGAGUUAUACUUUGGCGGUGAACCAUUUGGCCGAUAAGACCGAUGAGGAGUUACGCGCUCGUCGCGGUUUCAGAUCGUCGGGCGUUUACAACACGGGCAAGCCCUUCCCAUAUAAUGUGGAAAAGCUCAAGGACGAUUUGCCCGAUCAGUAUGAUUGGCGUUUAUAUGGCGCUGUAACGCCGGUGAAGGAUCAAUCCGUUUGCGGCUCAUGCUGGUCUUUCGGCACCAUCGGUCAUAUUGAAGGCGCUUAUUUCCUCAAGAAUGGUGGCAAUUUGGUGCGUCUCUCCCAGCAAGCGCUCAUCGAUUGCUCGUGGCAAUACGGCAAUAACGGUUGUGAUGGUGGCGAAGAUUUCCGUGCCUACCAAUGGAUGAUGAAAAUGGGUGGUGUGCCCACCGAAGAGGAUUAUGGUCCGUACUUGGGUCAAGAUGGUUAUUGUCAUGCACAAAAUCUCACACUCGUUGCACCAAUUACCGGUUUUGUGAAUGUCACCUCAGGCGAUUCGAAUGCCUUCAAAAUUGCACUACUCAAACAUGGACCACUUUCGGUGGCCAUUGACGCAUCACCACGUACUUUCAGUUUCUAUUCGCACGGCGUCUACUAUGAGCCACAGUGUAAGAAUGGUUUGGACGAAUUGGAUCAUGCUGUGUUGGCUGUGGGUUAUGGCACAAUUAAUGGCGAGGAUUAUUGGUUGGUGAAGAAUUCUUGGUCAACAUAUUGGGGCAAUGAUGGUUAUAUAUUGAUGUCGGCACGUAAGAAUAAUUGUGGUGUCAUGACAAUGCCCACUUAUGUGGAAAUGUGAGGAGAGACGGACCUACAUCCAUGCAUAUUAUUUAAUUUAAGAAAGUUUAUUAUAAACACACAUACGUAUAUACUAUUCUGCAAUUUGAACUAUAAAUUUUUUUUUGGCGAAUAAAAUUUACACUUUCUUAGAAAUA
Molecule: messenger RNA, 2160 nt
Organism: Ceratitis capitata (Mediterranean fruit fly)
Lineage: Eukaryota; Metazoa; Arthropoda; Insecta; Diptera; Tephritidae
Gene: 26-29-p
Product: digestive cysteine proteinase 1
Exons: 4
Coding region: 369-2024 (551 amino acids)
Biological process (GO): immune response
Cellular component (GO): lysosome
Molecular function (GO): cysteine-type endopeptidase activity
Source: RefSeq, a predicted model, not a curated record